Molecule: messenger RNA, 1321 nt
Organism: Rhododendron vialii
Lineage: Eukaryota; Viridiplantae; Streptophyta; Magnoliopsida; Ericales; Ericaceae
Product: protein PGR
Exons: 5
Coding region: 181-1044 (287 amino acids)
Cellular component (GO): membrane
Source: RefSeq, a predicted model, not a curated record
AGUGUUGUGUAAAGAAGGCGUACGAGGAAAAUUAAAACUAAAAACGAUGAACUGAUGAAGUCGUCAACUGCUCUAUAAAGCCAGUAGCAGUAGUAGAGAGCAGGUAGAGAGCAGCACAAAAUCAUCGUCGUCUUCAACCUCCGAACACACUCUCCUCACCCUCUCUCCGAGGGGGUAAAAAUGGACACAAAUUUCUUCCAACCCGCAAUUGCGGCACUGGUUUCCACCGCAAUCGCCGUAAGAUCUUACAGAAGGAAGUCUCUCAACCUCUCAGGCGCAUUUCUAGGGUUUAUCGUCAUGACCAUCCAUAUCGCCGUCAAUUACAGAUUUGGAGCGAUGAUGCUAGCUUUCUUCUUUACGUCAUCGAUGCUGACGAAGGUCGGACAGGAGAAGAAACGGAGCGUCGAUGCCGAGUUCAAAGAAGGAGGUCAACGCAAUUGGAUACAAGUUCUCUCCAAUAGUGGCAUUGCUGCCGUUUUGGUCCUCACCGUUUGGAAGCUGAUGGGAUCACUGGACAAAUGUUUGGACUCAAAAGAAUCACGUCUUGUAACAGCUCUAAUUGGUGGUAUGAUUGGUCACUAUUCCUGCUGCAAUGGAGAUACUUGGUCAUCGGAGCUUGGGGUACUCAGUGAUGUACAGCCGAGACUAAUUACGACCUUAAAGCCAGUUCGCAAGGGUACAAAUGGUGGUGUGACAAAAGCAGGGCUCCUAGCAGCUACUGCAGCUGGCUCCAUUAUUGGACUCACGUUUGUUAUCUUUGGAUUUUUCACGACAAGAUGUACAUUUGACGUGGCUCUGAAGCAGCUACUGGUAAUACCUCUUUCUGCUCUGGCAGGACUUGGUGGAAGCCUCAUAGACUCUCUCUUGGGAGCAACACUUCAGUUUAGUGGAUUUUGCAGUGUCCGUAACAAGGUUGUUGGUAAACCAGGCCCGACAGUAAAGAAAAUUUCCGGCCUUAGCAUUCUGGACAACAAUGCUGUUAACUUUGUGGCGAUUCUGCUGACCACGAUGUUGACAUCUAUUGCCUGCUUAUAUAUAUUCUGAAAGGAAUUGGAUCAUUUUCAGUCAUUCGUUUGGAUUGGACAAUAUAUGGUCCAAAUUUGGUCUAUCUCGUUCAGUCCAAGAGAAUCCAAACUCAGUCCAAGAGAAUCCAAACUCAUUCUGAAAUCCAUCCCUCCAAUCCAACUGAAUGGUCUUGUGAGUGCAGAUUGUACUGUUGGCGUUUUUACAAUUGAUGUGUAUUUCGUUUUAUAGUUGUAUUCUCACACGUGGAGAGUUUGGUUGACUAUUAAGCUUUUCAUAAUGUAGUAUUAUUGUCGCA